GUAGAGCUGAUGCCCAGAGCCGGCGAUGACCUCCAGAAAUCAGCCAAAGAGAUUAAUUUCACCGUCAAUCAUUACAUCCACAUUCCGGGGCCGUACAGCGCCCUCUACAACUACCAGUCCCUCUACACGGCUAUUGACCGGACCUUCCAGGAGACCCGUAUUUACGUCCUUUACUGCCGCUGGCCAAUGUUGCAAGAUUUUGUUUCUCGCUUUCACGAGAAAGGUCUCACGGAAUCAGGAGAAUACGUCAUCGUUGGGAUCUUGAACGACCAGCCCUUCGAGGAAUCAAUGAGCACAGAACUAAUGUUUUCAC
Messenger RNA from Candidula unifasciata, 313 nucleotides. The record is from the annotation of a GenBank genome assembly. NCBI's taxonomy places the organism in Eukaryota, Metazoa, Mollusca, Gastropoda, Stylommatophora, Geomitridae.